AGCGCCCUACGCGACUGUCACGUUCAAAAAUAGAACAGUUUUUCUUUAUAAAUUAAAACUACAAUCGACCAGAGGACACUCUGGUUUAUUUCACCUCAAGGUUCACAAAAAGGCCUCAAACUGUAUAAGCUGGCGAUAAACUGGUGGAAGGAGCCGGAUAUGGGAGUGCCGGCCGGGGAAUUCCAAGGGUGCGCCGCAGCGCGGAUGUGGCGCGGGGCCUGCGGGACCCUGGUGGCUCCCGAGGCCGACGAGGCCUGGCAGCGCAUCGUGGAGACCUCGCCCCCCGACGGCAUCUGGCACUCGUUAAGGAACUGCGUUGCAUAUCAGGCAGGAGUGUGGCAGAACUUGUUAGCGAAAGGGAUAGACGACGUGAUCCAACCGGCGGCUUUCAAACUGGCUAUUGUUUUGAGGCACACACCCUCAGAGCUGGUCGUCAGGUUGUUAGCCGACUUGCUACGCCUGCAUCCACAAUCUCAAGACCUGACAUCAUACGUGCUGGCUUUACUGACGGAUGACGAGGCUCAGUGGUGUGGAAACUGCGGUCGUGAGACAUCACCGUCAGCUCCGAUAGGUCCCGCGCCGCUCCGAGACCUGCAGCUGUUUGGAGAUUGCGAGCUGGCGGUGCUGGCCGCCUCAAGGGAAGAAUACGAUGCUCACGCCAAACUAGUACGGGCUGAGUACUCCACACUAACACAUGACAAUUAUGUUGAACUACGAAUCAAGAUACUUAAUCAAUUUUCACAAAUCCCGAAACUCUUCCACACACCUGAAUUUGAGUGCUUUGAAGCGGCCGCGAGGGAAAAUAUAGAACGAGAAAUAACUACACUGCGAGAACAUCUGCUAACUGGUAGAAAGGAUUAAAACAAAACGUGGGUUAAACUUGGGUUAAAUUAAUACAAACAUGUAAACGUACAAUUAGGAAAAAUCACGGGAUCUUACCACGUUUAUUUUUAGUGUCUUCCCGAUAUUUCGGCAGUUUCAACCGCCAUGGUCAAGGAUUAACUGAA
Achroia grisella is the source of this 1007-nucleotide messenger RNA. RefSeq lists its product as uncharacterized. Bases 160 to 861 code for a protein of 233 amino acids. NCBI's taxonomy places the organism in Eukaryota, Metazoa, Arthropoda, Insecta, Lepidoptera, Pyralidae. The record is from RefSeq and is a predicted model, not a curated record. The transcript is spliced from 6 exons.